AGCAUUCUGAGGAAUUCAAUGCUCUUUUAGCAGCGGGGUCUGAUAUCUGUCACCUGAAAGUCAUGAGACUAUUGAUUCUAUACAAAAACAGGAAAUCAUUUGGUUGGGGUUCAUUCGUCAGGGUGGUCAGCUGCACGAAUUUUUAAGAAUUUGAAAAUGGGCCUAACCGGCUUAAAGGAAGCGUUGUUGGCUGUGAUUUUCGUUUUGUUUCUCAUCAAGGGUUCAAGGGCCGAUAGCUGCAGUGUAGCAGAUGAUUCAAGAUUUGACUGCUAUCCAGGAUUAGGUGCAUCUGAAGAGAAAUGCAAAGCUAGAGGAUGUUGCUGGGUGCCUGCUGCUUCGAGAAGAAACCCAAAGAUGAGAGCUGCCCGCUACAACGUUUCGAAUCUAGAUACACCAUACUGCUUUUAUCCGAGCGAUUUCGGGGGUUAUAAAGUAUCAAAUGUGAAGAACACUGACAUGGGUUUCAUGAUUUACCUCGAGUUGAACAGCAGGGGUGGACCAUACGGAAACAACUAUAAGCAAAUUGUGGCAGAUGUCUCUUUUGAGACCCAAACUAGAUUGAGAGUAACUAUUCGUGGUGCAGAUGACAAAAGAUAUAGAGUUCCUGUUCCAAUUCAGAAGGUCACACAAAAGAGUGCAUCACAGGACUAUGAUAUUACAUACCAGAAUUCCCCAUUUAGCUUUCAAGUAAAAAGAAAAUCUACUGGGAAAAUCAUAUUUGAUACUUCAGCUGGUCCAAUGAUCUUUUCAAAUCAGUUCUUGCAAAUAGCAUCAGCUUUACAGAACGAUAAUAUUUAUGGCCUUGGAGAGCAUGUUCUCCCAUUCAAGCUUAGCACACAAUGGCAGUUGCUGACUCUUUUUGCUAGAGAUAUUGGAGACCCACCGGGUGGUGUUAACUUAUAUGGUGUCUUCCCUUAUUAUAUGAACAUUGAAAAUGACGGGAAUGCACAUGGAGUUUUUCUUCUUAACAGCAAUGCACAAGACAUCAUUCUCCAACCAAAACCUGCAAUCACCUUCAGGACAGUUGGCGGUAUUCUCGACUUCUUCUUCUUCAUGGGGCCAACUCCAAACGACGUUAUUCAGCAAUAUACUGAUUUGGUAGGUAAACCAAUUGUGCCGCCAUAUUGGUCUCUUGGAUUUCAUCUUUGUCGUUGGGGUUAUGGAACCAUUGAGAGAAUGCAAGAAGUUGACAAGAACAUGGCCGAUAACAAAAUACCGCUUGAUACUCAAUGGAAUGAUAUUGAGUAUAUGGAUCGUUACUUGGACUUCUCCGUCGAUUCCAAGAAAUGGCAUGGCCUUUCUCAGUAUGUUGAUGACCUGCAUAACAAAGGGAUGCAUUACGUCAUGAUAAUUGACCCAGGCAUUAGCAAUCAAUACUCAGAUUACCACGCCUAUAAAAGAGGUAUGGAGCUAGAUGUUUUCAUCAAAGAUUCCCAUGGUCAACCGCUUGUUGGUAAAGUGUGGCCUGGUCUGACAGUGUAUCCAGACUUCUUCCAUCCCAAUGCCCAGCAGUACUGGACAGAAAUGAUUGACGGAUUCCAGAAAACGAUCAAGUUUGAUGGCCUUUGGAUUGACAUGAAUGAGCCAUCCAACUUUGUUUACGGCUCCACACAAGGUUGCCCUGAUUCUUCGUACAAUACGCCACCAUACAUGCCAAGCGUUGCAAGCGGCCAGUUGCCAGCGCAGACUAUUUGCAUGACGGCCAAACAGUAUAAUGGUAUUCAUUAUGAUCUCCACAGUUUGUACGGAUAUUCAGAGGGUGUUGCAACCCAGAAUGCUCUUAUGUCAGUCCGCAAAAAGCGGUCAUUAGUCAUUGGUCGAUCAACAUUCCCUGGCAGCGGCUCCCACCAGGGUCAUUGGACAGGUGACAACCAUGCUAAUUGGGACGAUUUAUACAAGUCAAUUCCAGGUAUUUUGAAUUUCCAGAUGUUUGGUAUUCCAUUGGUUGGUGCUGAUAUAUGUGGGUUUCAGGGUGAUACAAACGUAGAGCUUUGCACAAGAUGGAUGCAACUAGGUGCAUUUUACCCAUUCUCCAGAAACCACAACACAAUCAAUGUUAAAGCUCAAGAUCCUCCUUCUCUUGGACAGCAAGUGAUUGUUGCUUCUAGGAACGCGCUAAACCUGAGAUAUUUAUUAUUGCCCUAUCUAUACACUUUGUUCUACGAGGCAAGUUUCACUGGACAUCCUGUUGCCAGAGCCCUUUUGUUCGAGUUUCCAAAAGAUGCCAACACCUAUGCCAUUGACCAGCAGUUUAUGUGGGGAAAUGCUUUGUUAAUAAGCCCAGUUAUUAAACAGGGAGCAUCUUCAGUCAUGGCUUAUUUCCCAAGUGGAAUCUGGUACUCUCUUACUGGUGGUCCACCCAUCAACAGUACAGGACAGACUUUGCAACUUCCAGCCUCACUUGAGUAUCCCAACUUGCAUAUGCGAGGCGGAUUUAUUGCUCCUACGCAGAAGCCUGGCUUGACUACAACAGCAAGUCGCAAAAAUCCUCUUGGUCUGUACGCUGCAUUAGAUGACAAUGGUGAAGCCCAUGGCACCCAGUUUAUUGAUGAUGGUGAAGUGUUGCAAGAUAUGUUGCUGCAUGCUACAAACGUGACCUACACGGUUAAAGACGGUGUUCUGACAAGCUAUCCAGGAAUGGCAAAUUAUAAACCGGAAGUAACUUGGGAUGAUUUGGUCGUUUUUGGAAUUAAGCAGUCCCCUGGCAAAGUCACCAUAAAUGGUGCCGGUACUUCGUCAUUCCAAUACGAUCAAAAGCAAAUGCAACUAACUGUUUCAAACAUGAAGCUUUCAAUACUACAAAAGAACACCAUCCAAUGGAACUAGAAUAGAGCGAGAACACCAUUUAGUGCCUUGUAGUUGUCACUAUUUAAAUUGAGUGAUUUCCAAGUUUGAUUUUUGUGGACGAACUAUUAUAAUUUGGUAAAAUUUUGCAACUCAAAACAACCCACACGAGGUGAGUUCUGUGCCGUAUUAACAUAAAUAUAAUGGAAUUUGGUUGCAAUCGUUGAGAGGGAAGAUUUGGAGAUUGCUGAUAAAGAGUGCUUUGAAGAGGUGAACUGAGUGCUUUAAGAUAAUUCUGUAUAAUUGUAAAUCAAAGACAUCUCCAAAUAAAUUUUUUGGUUAUGACUGUCUAGUAGAAAAAGAAUUGUAAAAUUGUAAAUUGUAAAUUAUUUCUCAAUUAUAAUUAAAACUUUUAGCUACUUCUUCUUAUGAAA
Molecule: messenger RNA, 3218 nt
Organism: Rhopilema esculentum
Lineage: Eukaryota; Metazoa; Cnidaria; Scyphozoa; Rhizostomeae; Rhizostomatidae
Product: lysosomal alpha-glucosidase
Biological process (GO): carbohydrate metabolic process
Molecular function (GO): alpha-1,4-glucosidase activity; carbohydrate binding
Source: RefSeq, a predicted model, not a curated record